AUGGCUCUGGUGGCAAGCUCCUGGCGUGAGUCCUCGCUCGUGAACCCGAUACCCACCAGCCUGAACUCUUUGCCUAAUGGCCUCAACCCCCUGCCACCGACCGUCGGGUCGGGUAAUUUGAACCCGCUGCCCACGAACAUUAACCCUAUUACUAUCGAAAAUCCCGAUAUAGCGCUCAUCAACCGCCAGACACCCUCGCAGAACUCGCAGAACAGUGCCAACAGUGCCGAUAAGAACCAGAACAUCGAGUGCGUUGUGUGCGGGGACAAGAGCUCUGGCAAACACUACGGCCAGUUCACGUGUGAAGGUUGCAAGUCAUUUUUUAAGAGAAGUGUCCGAAGGAAUUUAACGUACUCGUGUAGGGGUAGCAGGAAUUGCCCCAUAGACCAACACCAUAGGAACCAGUGCCAGUACUGUCGAUUAAAAAAAUGCAUGAAAAUGGGCAUGCGACGAGAAGCCGUCCAAAGGGGAAGAGUACCGCCAUCCCAACCGUCGCUUCCAGGUCUGUCGAAUCAGUUCCUCAACUCCACGGACUCGGUGACGACGUCCCUGAGCAACCACACGUACCUUAGUAGUUACAUAUCGUUGUUAUUAAGAGCGGAACCAUACCCGACAAGUAGAUACGGCCAGUGCAUCCAAACGAACAACAUCAUGGGAAUAGACAACAUAUGCGAACUGGCGGCCAGGCUACUUUUCUCGGCAGUCGAAUGGGCGAGGAACAUCCCUUUCUUUCCGGACCUCCAAGUCACUGACCAGGUGGCGCUGCUGAGACUAGUGUGGUCGGAGCUGUUCGUUCUGAACGCGAGUCAGUGCUCCAUGCCGCUCCAUGUGGCACCCCUCAUAGCAGCGGCUGGGCUCCACGCCUCGCCUAUGUGCGCGGAUAGGGUGGUUCAGUUCAUGGACCACAUUAGGAUAUUUCAGGAACAAGUAGAAAAAUUGAAAGCCCUGCACGUAGACUCAGCUGAAUAUUCUUGCCUCAAAGCGAUAGUGCUCUUCACGACUGAUGCGUGCGGACUGAGCGACGUCGCCCACAUAGAGUCCAUCCAGGAGAAGUCGCAGUGCGCCCUAGAGGAGUACUGCAGGUCCCAGUACCCCAACCAGCCGACCAGAUUCGGGAAGCUGCUGCUGCGUUUGCCGAGUUUACGGACUGUCAGUUCUGCGGUGAUCGAACAAUUGUUUUUCGUCAGGCUCGUGGGGAAGACGCCCAUCGAGACCCUGAUCAGGGACAUGCUUCUGUCCGGCAGCUCCUUCUCGUGGCCGUACAUGUGAUACUUGAAACUGUACUAGGUGUACUAGUCAAAAAUGCCGUUAAAUAAUCCUUCUUUACCUGGUUUUUGCUCCUAGCGAUCGCGAGUUCGGUGGUUGAUCAAGAUUUGGUAGACGUGAGACUUAUUCCGUGUUUCGGUCGACAUAUCAAAAAGGGGCAAGGUUCGAGCAAAUAUCAAAUUGCCAAAUAUGAACUGAGGUUAAUACCCAGACGAAAUGAAUGUUCCUUUUUAUAUCAAAAUGAGACGGAUAAGCGACAGGCUUAGGUUUACGAACGUAGGUAUAUAUAAAUGUAUUAGUAAUAUAUUUUAUUGGAUUUGUACCAUAUGUAAAUAUCUAAUGUCUCAUAAAUAAGUACAUAUUUUUAUUGGUAUCUGCAUUGUUUACAAUAUAAUAGCUAAUUUUUUGUACAGCCAGACCUGGACUCUAAAGGCGUAACCGUUCUACCACAUCGUACUCAUAAAUUUUCAUACCAAAGACAACUGAUUGUUCUUCUUGUUAUCCCCUAGUAU
Anoplophora glabripennis (Asian longhorned beetle) is the source of this 1778-nucleotide messenger RNA. RefSeq names its product steroid receptor seven-up, isoforms B/C (gene svp). Lineage: Eukaryota; Metazoa; Arthropoda; Insecta; Coleoptera; Cerambycidae. The record is from RefSeq and is a predicted model, not a curated record. Bases 1 to 1269 code for a protein of 422 amino acids. Gene Ontology annotation, molecular function: RNA polymerase II cis-regulatory region sequence-specific DNA binding; nuclear receptor activity; zinc ion binding. The transcript has 6 exons. Gene Ontology annotation, biological process: regulation of transcription by RNA polymerase II; anatomical structure development; cell differentiation.